CUCCUCUCCCUCCUUCCCACCUUUUCAACAAAGCUGGAGAUUACAUAAGCUAGAGAUCUCUCCUAUCGAGUUCACUCUUUCUGUGACCUACGAUCGAGAAGGUAUACUUUUUUGUGAUACUCCGUUCUGAGAUUGCUUAUCGCCACAUAGUCAUCUUUGUUUAUAAAGUAUGUAUUUAAAAUACUUUAUAACGUUUACUGAACAGGAGCGUAUAUCCCUUUUAAUGAUGCGAGGAUGGGGUGAUCGUAGGAGCACAUGUGACAGAACUUUUCAAUCAAACUUUUAGGAAUGAAGACAAUGGUGUAUCUAAAUCGACUGUUAUUCGUACUGUACAACGUUUUGAAACAAUGGGUUUUGUAAAAGACCGUAAUAGACAAGGUAGACCAGAAAUAGUGACAUAUCCUGAUAAAAGAUUGAAUGUUCUACAGUCUUUUAUCGAAGAUCCGCGUAAUUCAAUUCGCAAAGUUGGACAACAACACGACAUCGAUCCUACCUAUGAAGCUACUUUUAAGCUAACCGGGAAUAUAAAUCGACAUAAUUGCAGAUAUUGGAGCGAUGAAAAUCCUCAUUGGAUGUACGAGGUACAUACUCAGAAUCAGCAAAAAGUCAACGUAUGUACUGGAAUUUUAAAUGAAGCCAUUAUUGGGCUUUUCUUUAUUGAAUGUAAUUUAAACGCUGACAAUUACUUAGCCAUGCUUCAAGAUGAAAUAGUUCCGGCAAUCCGAAACAUCGCUCGUCAAAACUUCAAUGACAUUUGGUUCCAGCAAGAUGGGCACCACCUCACUACGGUUUUCGAGUACGCCAAUAUCUGAAUGAAGUUUCUCCGAAUAGGUGGAUAGAAGAAGGGGUUACAUUGAAUGAUCAGCACGAUCGCCUGAUCUCAAUCCACUCUACUAUUUCUUGUGGGGAUAUUUAAAGGGAAAAAUUUAUAAUACUGAACCUCGAAAUCUUAAUGAUUUACGUCAACGAAUAAUAAAUGAAUUUAGAAUGCCUCGCGAAUUCUGUAGAAAUGCAGUCUUAAGUUUUUAUAAUCGUCUAGCACAUUGUCAGACUGCGGAGGGACGCUAAUUUGAGUAUUUGCUAUAAUAUGUAAUAUUCUUUUAAC
This is a messenger RNA of Mycetomoellerius zeteki, 1105 nucleotides long. RefSeq lists its product as uncharacterized. Bases 348 to 812 code for a protein of 154 amino acids. Gene Ontology annotation, molecular function: nucleic acid binding. The record is from RefSeq and is a predicted model, not a curated record. The transcript has 2 exons. NCBI's taxonomy places the organism in Eukaryota, Metazoa, Arthropoda, Insecta, Hymenoptera, Formicidae.